GGGAGUACAUCACAUGCUAGUCUAACCAAGGUCAAUAAGGCUCCUCCAUAACCCAACCUUGAUUUAUGUGCUGGGGAUUGAGCAUUUGACUCCUGAGAGGGCGCCUCACCGUGGAGCAGCAAGAACCCGCCCGUCCGCCGCCCUGUUUGGUGCACCUACCAUUUCCGACGCGCCUCCCAGCAUCCUACACUCUCAUUGUAGUCUCAGGUGCUUCCAGUCCCUGUAAUGUACUUAGCUUUUUACCCUUUCUCUUGAUUCUAUAUUUAUUGUGUUGUACAAGUCAAAGUUUUCAUGGCAAAUCUUCCUUUUAGAAGAUUAGUCUUCUAUCUCCAUAAACGAUUUUACAAUGCUCUCUCAUCUUCCAAAACCCUUAAAAGUUCGGCAAUUAAGGAUAAUAGAAUGACUGAAACUAGAAAUAAUAGACAAAUUAAUACUAUUAAUUGUUCUAAUUCAACCUCAAAUCAAUCUUUUUGUGUUGAAUACCUUACUAAUUCAUGUGGGCUUUCUUUACAUUCUGCUAUUUCGAUUUCUAAAAAGGUUAAGUUGGAAGACAAGAACAAACCACACUUUGAUUCUGUUGUUUCUUUUUUCAAAUCCCAUAACUUUUCUGAUGCCCAUAUUGUUCAACUAAUUGAAAAGCGCCCUGCUGUUCUCCAUUGUAGAAUUGGAAGUAAUAUUGAGCCAAAGAUUCAUUUUCUUCUGGAAAAUGGAUUCCAGGGUUUGCUUCUUCCAGAAUUUGUUGUUUCUGCCCCUGAUAUUUUUUAUAGGAGUUUAAAUAAUCAAUUGAGGCCAAUGAUGACAUUGCUUAAGAAAGUUAUAAGUUGCCCUGAAAAGAUACUAUUGGCUGUUAGGCGCAGGAAAUGGAUUGUAGGUGCCGAUAACGAACAAAUGCAACAAAACUUGGAUUACUUGAUUGAACAAGGGGUAUCCAAGCAAAGAGUUGAGGCGCUGCUUGUUUGGGAGCCUGUUUGCAUGUGUGUAGAUACUUCCAGAGUGAAGUAUGGAGUUGAAAAGCUGAAAACAAUGGGUAUUUUGCCAUCUAAUACAAUGUAUGUACAUACCCUUCGCGUGAUCUUGUAUAUGACCAAGUUUUCUUGGGAGAGGAAAUUGAAGGUUUUUGAGAAUUUAGGGUGGUCUUAUGAUGAUUUUAUAUCAAGUUUUAAAAAGAAUCCAUAUUGUUUGGGUUAUUCUGAGGAGAAACUUAAACAAUCUGUGGAUUAUUUUGUGAACACCGUGAAGCUUGAUAGGGAAAUUAUUGUUGCUAAUCCUCAGUUGCUUGGAUAUUCACUUAAGAAAAGGAUAGUUCCUAGGUACAUUAUAUGGAAGGUUUUGGAAGAGAGGAACCUGAAUCCUUCAAAGCUCGUUUGGAUGUUUUAUAUAUCGGAAAAGGUCUUUCUUGAGCGAUAUGUUGCUAGGUAUUUUGAUACGAAUCCAGAUCUCUUGCGAAUCUAUCAGACCAGCAAGGAGAAGCCCAUCACCUACCAGUCUUGUUAGAAAAUGAAUAGAUUGCUCCUAAUGGCAGUAUUGCAAGGGUGAUUGUAGCAUCUUUGACAAUUGUUACUUUUGCGAUCCUUCUGCUUCUGGUUGAUGUUUUUCAUGGGCCGCGUGGGGCUACGAGCUUGGUUAGUGAAUGUUAAUUUCAGGCAUAGAAUGUUCUACGCCUUGGAUGAAAAAGGGGGAGGGGGUCGUGGGAAGGCAGUCCAUGAUUUUUGUUUCAUUUGUUCUUUUAUGAGAGGAUAGCUCAUAAAUCAAAGCAUUCUUUAUGUGUGUUGCUGAACUUAUUCAAACUGUAUGAACUUUAAGUGAUUACUCUUGCUAAUGAAGCUUCUAAUUUUAUUUGCCAUUGGCAUGAUGAAAUAGGAGAGGAUGAAUAUAAAACUAUUUUGGGUAUGUAAUGUUAUGUUUGUUUGUUUAUACUUUUACUCAAGUCAUGUAUACGAUUUCAUUGCGGCCAGUUUCCUGCUUAGAUUGAUAUCAGCUGUCAAGUAGUGUAGGCUACUGUUUGUUUUAUCUCUUAUGUCACAUUUUUUAGUGCAAGGUUGGCUAAGGGAAGGGAAGGGAGCAUCGAAACAAGGACCUGGGAAAAGUGAUACAUUCUACAUCUGAAACAAGACGUGAUUCUCUCUUAUAUAAGUACUUAAAAUUGUGUUUUAUUGGGCCUUAGUUGGAUAUGAGCAGGCUCUACUUAUUUUUCUUGUGAGUUGUGACCUUUUAUCAGGUAUUGAUGAGCUAUUAGCAUAAUAUACAUAGAAAGUUAAAACAAUAGAUGUAUUUCAGAAAAUAUAUAUUGUAUUUUGCCUUUGUUUCCUGUUUCUCGGUGAAGA
Amaranthus tricolor (Joseph's coat) is the source of this 2324-nucleotide messenger RNA. RefSeq names its product transcription termination factor MTERF5, chloroplastic-like. Gene Ontology annotation, biological process: chloroplast organization; regulation of DNA-templated transcription. The record is from RefSeq and is a predicted model, not a curated record. Lineage: Eukaryota; Viridiplantae; Streptophyta; Magnoliopsida; Caryophyllales; Amaranthaceae. The transcript is spliced from 2 exons. Gene Ontology annotation, cellular component: chloroplast. The coding region runs from base 292 to 1494 and encodes 400 amino acids. Gene Ontology annotation, molecular function: double-stranded DNA binding.